This is a messenger RNA of Epinephelus fuscoguttatus (brown-marbled grouper), 10145 nucleotides long. It is a transcript of the gene myo1d, whose product is annotated as myosin 1D. Gene Ontology annotation, molecular function: actin filament binding; microfilament motor activity; ATP binding. Bases 394 to 3408 code for a protein of 1004 amino acids. The transcript has 22 exons. Gene Ontology annotation, biological process: vesicle transport along actin filament; actin filament organization. Gene Ontology annotation, cellular component: plasma membrane; vesicle; myosin complex. NCBI's taxonomy places the organism in Eukaryota, Metazoa, Chordata, Actinopteri, Perciformes, Serranidae. The record is from RefSeq and is a predicted model, not a curated record.
CGGGACGACAGGGGAGAAACUCCAGGAAAACUGACGGAGCUCGCGCACGAUGUAACGGGAAGGGUACAUUUUUGCGUAAAGGGGAAACUUUGUAUGGACAUGAGGAUAAUUGGGGAUAACUCGCCAUUUUUAACAGAAAAGCUGGACUUGUGAGGAAAAAACGUCAUCUUUUAAUCACCAUUUAAACCUACAGGGUGUUUUUAAACCGCUUCUCGCUCUUAAUUAAACAUGAAAUGAGAGUUUGACGGAUGAAAAUGCGCGUGGACCCCACAGCUGUGCACUGAGGAGAGGAGGUGCUCAGAGAAGCCCGCCAAUGCUCACCUUUGGUCGGCACUUCAAAGCAACUUGUUGAAACAUUCAUCCGCGAGCGUCAGUGAGAGGAAAGGUAGCAGCAUGGCUGAGCACGAGAGCCUGGAGUAUGGGAAGGCAGAUUUUGUGCUGUUGGACAACGUGUCUAUGGAGGAGUUCAUGGCGAACCUGAAACUCAGGUUUGAGAAGGGGAGGAUCUACAGCUACAUCGGAGAGGUGGUGGUGUCCGUCAAUCCUUACCGUGCCAUGAACAUCUAUGGCCGCGACACCAUAGAGCAGUACAAGGGCCGCGAGCUGUACGAGAGGCCGCCCCACCUCUUCGCCAUCGCCGACGCUGCCUACAAAGCCAUGAAGAGGAGGAACAAAGACACUUGUAUUGUCAUCUCAGGGGAAAGUGGAGCAGGAAAGACAGAAGCCAGCAAGUAUAUAAUGCAAUACAUUGCUGCUAUCACCAAUCCCAAUCAGAGGGCUGAGGUGGAGAGGGUGAAAAACAUGCUGCUUAAAUCCAACUGUGUCUUGGAGGCCUUUGGGAACGCCAAGACAAACCGCAAUGACAACUCCAGCCGCUUCGGCAAAUACAUGGACAUCAACUUUGACUUCAAGGGAGAUCCCAUCGGAGGCCACAUCAAUAACUACCUGCUGGAAAAGUCCAGGGUGAUUUUCCAACAGGAAGGAGAGAGGAGCUUUCAUUCAUUCUACCAGCUGCUUAGAGGAGGUCCAGAUUCCCUCUUACGCUCUCUUCACAUCCAGAAGGAUCCGACGGCCUACAACUACAUCAAAGUUGGAGGCCAAAUUAAGUCUUCCAUCAAUGAUGGAGCUGAUUUCAAAGCUGUAGCCGAUGCCAUGAAAGUGAUCGGUUUCACAGGGGAUGAGAUUCAGACCGUUUACAAGAUCGUGGCCACCAUCCUACAUCUGGGCAACAUGACAUUCGGGGUAGACGGUGACGUGACCUUGAUAGAGAACACAAAGCUGGUCUCUGUGAUCAGGGAUCUGCUGUCCACCAAAGAAGAAAACGUGGAGAAGGCGCUGCUCUACCGCACCGUGGCCACGGGUCGAGACGUCAUCGAAAAGCAGCACACGGCACAAGAGGCCAGCUACGGACGGGACGCUCUCGCCAAGGCCAUGUACGAGCGCCUGUUCUGCUGGAUUGUGGGACGAAUCAAUGACAUCAUCGAGGUGAAGAACUACGAUGCCAGAGUCCAUGGGAAGAACACCGUCAUCGGGGUGCUGGACAUCUACGGUUUUGAGAUUUUCCAGAACAACAGCUUUGAACAGUUCUGCAUCAACUACUGUAAUGAAAAGCUGCAGCAGCUGUUCAUCCAACUGGUGCUGAAGCAGGAGCAGGAAGAGUAUCAGCGAGAAGGCAUCCCCUGGAAACAUAUUGAUUACUUCAAUAACCAGAUCAUUGUGGAUUUGGUGGAGCAGCAGCAUAAGGGCAUCUUCUCUGUGCUGGACGAAGCCUGUAUGAACGUGGGCAAAGUCACGGAUGAGGUUUUCCUCCAAGGACUCAAUGGCAAGCUGGCCAAACAUGCCCACUACACCAGCCGCAAGCUCUCACCAACUGACAAGAGUUUGGAGUUUGACAGAGACUUUCGCAUCAGGCACUACGCAGGAGAUGUGGUGUACUCAGUGGUGGGUUUUAUUGAUAAGAACAAAGACACUCUGUUCCAGGAUUUCAAGAGACUGCUAUACAACAGUUCUAACCCAGUACUGAAAGGGAUGUGGCCCGAGGGCAAACUGAGCAUCACUGAGGUCACCAAACGACCACUGACAGCUGCAACGCUCUUUAAAAACUCCAUGAUCUCAUUGGUGGAGAACCUGGCCUCCAAGGAACCCUACUAUGUUCGCUGCAUCAAACCCAACGAUGUCAAGUCCCCUCUACUCUUCGAGCAGGAGCGCUGCCGUCACCAGGUGGAGUACCUCGGGCUGCUGGAGAACGUCAGAGUGCGGCGUGCUGGCUUCGCCUACAGACAGACGUACCCUCGCUUUCUACAGAGAUACAAGAUGAUCUCAGAGUUUACGUGGCCAAACCAUGACCUGCCAUCAGAUAAAGACGCAGUGAAGAGGCUCCUGCAGGGGUGUGGAUUCGACCACGACGUGGCUUAUGGCAAAACCAAGGUCUUCAUCCGCACACCACGUACGCUCUUCAGCCUGGAGGAGCAGCGGGCAGAAAUGGUCCAGAGAAUUGUCCUCUUCCUCCAGAAGGUGUGGAGAGGCACCAUUGCCAGAAUGCGAUACCGGCGGAUGAGAGCGGCCCUUGUCAUCCUGCGGGCCUACCGACGCUACAAGGUGAAGUCUUACAUCCGAGAGGUGAACCGGCGCUUCAAAAAUGUCCAGUCCAUGAAGGAUUACGGCCGCCAUGUGAAGUGGCCCACGCCUCCCAAAGUCCUGCGCAAGUUUGAGGAGGCACUCAGGAGCAUCUAUAACAGGUGGUGGGCAUGGACACUGAUCAAAGGCCUCUCUCCAGAAGAAGCCCUGCAGGUGAGGGCCAAGGUAGCCAGCCUGGAGGCCCUGAAGGGCCAUAGGGCCGACCUGGGGCUACAGAGGGCCUGGGAAGGAAACUACCUGAAGCGAGACAGCCCCGAUACGGCUUCAUCAUUCACACUGGUGUCCAGUGAGCUGCAGCGCAAAGACAAAUUCAUGAGAGUUUUGUUUUCCUGCAACGUGCGCAAGAUCAACCGUUUCCACAAGGCAGAGGACCGGGCUGUGCUCAUCACUGACCGCCACCUGUACAAGAUGGACCCCCUGAAGCAGUACAAACCCAUGAAGAGCAUCCCCCUCUAUAACGUGACGGGAGUGAGCGUGUCCCCUGGGAAGGACCAGCUGGUUGUGUUCCACACCAAGGACAGCAGGGAUCUCGUGGUGUGCCUGCAGGGCAUGGUGCCUGCCAAUGAGAGCCGCAUCGGGGAGCUGGUUGGCACCCUACUCAGCCACUUCAAGAGUGAGAAGAGGAAGCUGCAGGUGAACAUCGCGAGUCCCAUCCAGUGCAGCAUGAGCGGGAGAAAGUGCACCAUCAUCGUGGAGCCCAAGAUCAACCAGUCGCAGCCAGACUUUACCAAGAGCCGAUCUGGUUACAUCCUGGCUGUUCCUGGCAACUAAAAACGGUGGAAGGAAAAAAAGCGACAGCUGAUUUCAAAACCAGGCCAUGAUGAUGAUGAUGAUGAUGAUGAUUAUGAUUCACUUUUGUUUUGCAGAGCUGCUGGUAAUGUGAUGAUACAGAUAGCAGCUCUGGAGGAGGAUUGUGGCAACUCAGUCCUCCAUAUGCAAAGCCAUGCCAAAUUUGACCUGUUUUUCAGAUUUCUAUGCAACGUUACCAUAAACAGGGAGCGUACACUACGCCUACAUGCACGAUGUCACCAGCUAAACAGGUUUUUAUAAAAUGCACUACAGGAUAAUCCACCAAAGUGGUGUUUUUUUUUCUUUCUAAAGAUCCAAAUUUCAACUGAUUCGCUUUGUGCAAUAUUUACUUUAUUGUAGAUGGAAUAUUGUGGUCGUGGAGGUGAGAGGAGAUUAUGCUGCAACUGUUCUCUGAAAAACUGAUGUUGCGUAAUAGGGAAAAAAAUCCAAAGGCUUUGCAGGAAUUUAUAAUCCGUGCAGCUCCCUGUGUAGGAGCUGGAAAAGUAAAACCCUAAAAAGAUUAAAUAAGAUGAUAUUUAUGUUUGAACACUUUUUGUAAUGUAUAUUCUAAGGAAUAGCAACGUCAGUGACCUUAAUUGAAGUCUUACUACCGACAUGGUAAAUGAAAGGAAAUGCAGCGUCCACUUUGAGUUCACUUAAUGUUUACAAUCACAUAUGAGAACAGCAACAUGUGAUUCAGUGGUUCAGUCAGUGUCUGAGGCACGAGCUCCAAAGUCCUUGUUAGUGUGUUAGUCACAGGAUGUGUUGAGCAUAUCCUGAACAUCGCAACCUGCUACAUGCAAAGUGUUAAAGAUCUAUUAAUUUAAGUCCUGCUUCUUAUACUCUCUACUGCAGCGUGUGUACUUUUAUAAUACUCUCAUACUGCUUAUAUAUCAAAGGUUAGAAUCAGCACAGUCGCUAGAAGAAAAUUUUGGCAAUGCACAUUCCUGCAAACCAUGAGUACAUUAUGUUUGCAUGUUUCAUGCAUGUCAAGUGUCUGUCAAUGUCUGCCAAGCUGCAGAGCACCGUUUAAGACUGACAAACAACAACACUGGUUGUUUUUUGGCAGUCUUUCACAGCAUAUUCGCCAGUGUUUGUGACCCCGAACCUGGGUGCAUUUCACCAACAUUAAACAUAGUUUUUCCAGCAGCAUUUUGGGUGUUUUCACCAACGCAUCAUGGCAUUUCCCACCAGGGUUUGUGGCACCAAACUUGUGUGUUUUUAGCAGCACAUUGCACCGCUUUCCAUUGGCGUUUGUCACACCGAACCUGGACGUUUUUCAUCAACACAUCACAGUGUUUCCCAGCUGCGUUUGAGUCACCAAAUCUGGUGUUUGUCAUUGACACAUUACAAUGUUUCCCAGUGGCGUGCGGCACCAAACCUGGGUGUUUUCACUGACCCCAUCACAAUCCAGCAUUUGCUAACUACAGUUUACUACAGCCACUUAACCCGAGUAUUUUUCACUGAUACAUUGCGGUGUUUCCCACAAGUGUUUGUGGCACCUAACCUUUGUGUUUUCAGCAUCCCAUCACAGCGUGUCCCCCGGUGUUUGAGCCAAUGAACCUUGGUGAUUUCACGAACGCAUCACAGUGCUCCCCAGCGGCAUUUGAGCCACCAAACCUGGGUGUUUUUCACCAGCACUGCAGCAUUCCCCAGCAACGUCUCAGCCACAGAUCCCGGCUGUUUUUCAUCAACCCAUUCUUGCUUUUCCAGUGGCUUUUGCGCCACCAUGCGUGGGUGUUUGAAGCCAAAACGUGAUUUUUUCCAAACCAUAACCAAGUGGUUUUUGUGCCUAACUUCACCACAGUGAGGUGUCAAGUUUGUAUCUGCUACAAAAUAAUGUACAAAUAUACGAACGUAUGUGUGGUUUGCAAAAACAUACAAUAAGAACAUUUUCUCUGGCGACUUGGUUGUUAGAAUAUACUUCAUGUGGCAGCACUUUAACUGCAUUUAGUAUAAAAAGAGAUGCUUAAACUGAGUAACAGAAAGCAAAUAUGAGGAUGAUAACCAAAGCAUUACUUUUUUGUUUGUUUGUUUUUAAGACAUAUUUUGAGUUUGUAUUCUCUAAAAUGUAAGACUCUAGCUUAGAGUGUUGCUGGCCAGUACUGUAUAAUCCCACGUGAAGUCCAGCCCCUGAACAUAGUCUCAUUUGCUGUCUUUGUGUUAAGUGAAUAGCCUAAUGACUUGUAGUGGUCCUUAGUCCUGUGGAAUAGACUUCCAUUUGACAAAUAUCCCCUUCAUCAGAGAGAAAGAGAGUGUGUGAGUAGGGCUGUGGAAGUGUGUGUGUGUGUGUGUGUGUGUGUGUGUGUGUGUGUGUGUGUGUGUGUGUGUGUGUGUUGAUUAGCUCUUUUUAGCUCUCCUCGUCUUGGCUCUGAGGCUGAGAGCCUGGCGAGUGGCCACAGUGAAUGAGUGAAGACAGAGGGGUGUGAAGUCUGGAAUCAGACUGCUGUCCUAGUUUACCUCCCCGUCUAAUGAUGGGAAUGACUUUUUCGUGGACUAUUUUGGAGACUCGAUUUUCAUCUGCUCUCGCUAAAACUCCCUUCGCUGGUCCCGAGGCCAAAUCACACCUAUCAAAUCAUCAGCACUUCAGAGAUUGCUUUGUACUGUUCUCACAAGCUGUCGGCUGUGCUGAAAGUUUUCACUCUGUUUUCCUCCUUUGGUAAGUGUUAGCACAUUGCAAUAUGUUCUUUUUCCAGACAUUGCAAGAAAUGUGUUGCAACACAGAAGCUCAUGAGAUGGAGAUGUCUGGCUUUACAGUGUGUGUGUUAAUACCCAUCCACAGAUUGAGUGCAUAAGGCACAAAUAUCUGUUGUUUUGUGGCAUUAAGAGGUGUUUGCUGCUCUAUAACCAACCUGAGGCUAAAAAUGUCAUUCUUGACCUUGGAAACAGCAGUUGAGAAAACAGUCUGACCACAGCAUCAUCCCUAAUGCUCCUAAGGGCCUAGGCUAGUCAUGUGUUGAAUUUUGAGCAUUUGUCUUUCGACAACAACAUUUUGAGAUAUCGGUAUGGGUUAUCUUCACUGUUCCAAUAGCAAAAAACAAAGACAGAUAGAAGUUUUAAAUGCAGUUUGAAUGUGAUGGUGUUUACCAUCUACAACUGUGCAAACUAAUGAAGAUCAUGUGAGAUGGUUGAAAGCUCUGAACAGCAAUUAAUUACUGCCUCUGUGCAUCGAGCAUCCUCGUUGUUGAAUUUGGAAGAAGUGGAUAUUUAGAUGUUUUUGUUUGUUUCAUGCCGAAAUGUUAGUUUGUUAUACAUCAGGUAGGAAUUUAGCUAACCCUGCUUGAAUUUGCCGAAAUGAAUACCUCACCCCAUAAAUGAUGUCUGUAUAUCAGUUACUCUGCGCAUGUUUCAUUGAAUUCCUGAGGAAAACUUUGUUUUUCUCGCAUGUCUCCACGGUGAACGAAAAAUCCAAAAAUUGAGAAAUUUCUCGAUGCAUUUAAGUCAGAAGGGUCCGUGUUUAACAGCAGCAAAGCUAUAUCAAAACUACUGCUUACAAACUCACACACAGUUCUUGCCGUAUAAGGGGCCGCAUACAUGCUGCCUUUUGUACUCAUAAUUAAUUAUUUUCAGUGUAGACCAGCAACAAGCACGCUUUCCCAAGUGCCUGUUUUUUAGGGCGCAAUGGCUGUGCCUUGAGGUAAACCGAGUUCAACUUUAGGAAAGCAGCAGCGCGCACCACAUGUCGUGACGAGGAACAACCAAUCACAGCCAGCAGGUAUCUUUCCCUUCUUCUGUAAAUAUCAGUUUGUAGUAAAUCUGGAAAAGUUGAUCAUGUUAGUGCAGGGCUACCCAGAGCUUUACAUCGGCCCCGCAGACGAUAGGCCUACUCACUUAUAAACAGCUCCUGGAAGAAGAUCAGCUCUGCACUCAGGAUUUCAGGUAAAUAGGCUUUGAUACGUUGCUUGUUAAGGCUGCUUAGCAACCCCAGGCGCAACCUGCUGCCAUGCUCUUGAAAGCUGGCACAGAAGUAGCAUCCGGCGCUCAACCUUGCGUUCUCCAGGCGGUUAAUGGUGCAGCAUGUGUACGGCCCCUUAGUCUCAUUUAUCCAGUCGAAGGCUCAGUACUCUCCAAACACAUGCAUUUUCACAAAAACAUUACAAUUUAAAACACACUUGCAUGAACAGUCUCAUGCACGGACAAGCAGCAUGGCUGGGCUGUUUAUGCAAAAGUGUGUUUGGAUGUGUUUUAGCCAAAAUGCAACUUGUCUGGGAAGUACUGGGCAUACGACUGGAUAUAUGAGACUUAGAUUAAACUGCAUGAGUCGUAGGAGAGUUUGUAAACACGUUUUGAUAAAGUUUUGUUGUUGUUGAAUGCAGACCCCUUUUACAUCAUUUAUCCAUGUGUUUGCCGUUUUUGGAUUCAUCGUUCAAGCUAGAAAAACGGUUUUCUUCAGGAAUUCAGGGUAAAAUGAGGUCAGUAAUUGAUUUAUAAAUCAUCAUUCUGGGGGUGACGUAUUCCUUUAAGCUUGCGAUAAUGACGGUAAAUGUGACAAAUUGUUAGGAUGAGGAAACCAGAACUGUAUCAUCUCUCUACCCACAGAGACUUGGCUGUAUUGUCUCUGAGUAAAGCCUAAGUAAAGAGCACUGACUGUGGGCUGAGGAACGACAGCUCAGGGUUAUGAGCCGGAGCUCCCUCGGUGUCUGGCCUAGUUGAAGAGGCAGAGCCACUCUCGCCGGCUUCAACAGGAAGAAAAAAAACUUGUUAGCAAUCACUCCAGCCACAGCAGCAUGACACUCUAAUUGUGCCCGAGUGUUGACUCAACGAGUCGUUUAUCUUAAUUAGUUUGCAAGCACCCCCGUCUUUUGAAGGAGCAAAUCUCCAUUCUACCUCGCAGCUCUGUGGCGCCUGACCUUGUCCUGUCGCCUGAUAAGACACUUUGAUGCAGGAAAGAGUUGUUUGGGGAAGCUGGUGCAUUCAUAGUGUGGAUUAAGGAAGUGACAUUGGUAGCAUUAAUAGAUGGUUUUCUAAGGAGCUCAGGCGCAGGGGCAGCCUGUGAUGAGUGUGUGUGUGUGCGCGUGUGUGGACUCUAACGCUGCAGCUCUCCAUAUCCUUCAGCAUGGUAAUCUCCCACAGGGCUUCUCCUCUCCUCUCCUCCUCUCUGCUCUGCUAUUCACCGCUCAUCAUUAGGAUGGACUCUGUGUCACUUCUCACUUCAGCGCUUCUCUCUUCGCUUUCUUAAGGCAAAAGGGGGGGUUGGUGAACAAAGCCUUGCUUGGCCUCGUCUUCUUCUCUAUUCCCUCUGCUUUCUUUUCCUCUCUCCAGCCCUCCCUCCCUCUCUCCUUUUUCUACUUUCCUUCCUCUGUCAAAUCACUUCGCUCCUCGCCCAGUUGGGCUGACUGUACCGUCCUGCAGGGCAGAGAAGGUUUUCCUAUUUUUUUGUUUUCCUAGCUUUCCGUCCUGUGCUCAGGAGGCGUGGAAAUAAAAGAGAAGCUACACCAGCAACAAUACAGUACAUGUCGAACAAUAGGAGUAUCAUGCAGCAACGAAAACAAAAGAGAUGAGACAAAGCCGAGUAUAUUAACCUGAAUGUAAAUACUGUGGAUCAAAAACCUGGUUAAGGAUAGAAAAAAUAAUUGUGUGUCUUUAUUAUUGUCAGCAGACCCCAUGAAAAACAACAUUUCCGGCUGGGUAUCGUUACGCAAAAACUUUUUAGGAUUCAACCAAAAUAAUCCAGUACUAAGUAGUGACAAAACUCCUCCAGUGAAAUGUUACCUGCAUUUGAUUUGUUUGAGCCAGAAGUCUGAUAUUGCAUCGUCCGUCAGUUCAUUGUCUGCCCAGUUAGCAAAAGCUAACACAGCAGAGGCUAACAUCCAUCACCAAGCCGAUGAACAGUCCCAACAAACUGACACAAACACCAAAAUGGCUCGAUCCUGUCAUUAAACACAUUCAACACUCUCUCAUACCUAAACAAAACAGGUCUAUUUCCACUGACUUCCAAAACAGCUAAUAUGACAAAACGACAUAUACUCCCGUCCUAACAGUCACAGUUAUUAACUCAUUGUUAACGUCAAGAAACGGUCUUAGUUACGCUCCAAAACUACCUGGUUAGAUUUAGGAAAAACCUCACAGUCUGGCAAGAGAUAAGUGCUUUUUUUCAGUAACACAUUGUGACAUAUAUCAUGUGGCAGAUGUCACAUAUGUCACUCAUGUAGCAUCCUACACAUACUAGCAUGCUGCUGACUUUGGAACACAAACACUGGUCUCCUGGUUGUAAGUCCUGUGUUUGUUUAACACCUCCAUCAGCCCUCUCGCCCACCCUGUAGGGACAUCUUUGCUACUUGUACAACAUUACGCAGACUUUGUGACUUUGUCAUGCCUUCAAUGCUACUUUGCUUUCUCCUCUGCUCUUGUAAUAAUUACUACGACCACUAGAAGGCGCCACCUUAGAAUGAACGCAAGUAUAGGUCGUUAAAAGCUGCUUGCACAGUCAACUUAAGUGGUCAUUUUUCCAGUGAGCAGGCUGAUUAGCUGUGUGAUGCUAAUAGUUAGCCCUGUCACUGUGUGUGUGCAGCUGGGUGGACUCUCACAACUGUCCCUGGUGCAGAGCUCACACUCCCGCAGCAGCAGCUACAACCCAACCACAUUGUGGUGUGGUGAAGUCGAGCGCAGCAUAUUUUAUGGAGUUGGCAAAAAGUAGGGCUAUAGGCUCCAACACGCCACUUACGCUCACACUCAUAAUUAUUUAAACGAUACCCAGCCCUAACAACAAGCAGAGUCGU